ACAAAAUGGUCGAUUGUUAGAAACUGAAACUUUUCAAUACGAAAAUAUUUUUGUUAAAUUGACCAAAACAUGUCCAAAAGAGAAUUAAAUGAUCGAAACGAAAGGAAGUUGGAUUCUAGUGAUUAUGAAAACAUCCUUUCGCAGCAUAAUAUAUUUGAAGCGUCGAGACCAAAACACCAAGAACUGCCCAGUUUUCCUGGUUAUUCAAAUGCGGAAACACAAACCAAACCUAGUGAUAUAAAGGGUCAAUCAGCACAAUCAGGCCUAGGCGCCUGGCCAUAUAAUCCAUGGUGGAUGCUGGCAAGUACUUCAAAAACAGCUCCAUCUCAAGAUGACUUUUCAGAAGGAAGUGAUCAAACGAAAGUUAAGAAAGAACCAAGUGGUGCUGGUACACCAGAUCGUGAUCCACUACCAUCAGAUUUUGAACAAUUUCAGUCAGCAACACCUCCAGCUGGUCUUGAUUCAUUUUGCGAUGACUGCUCAGAUCCUUUUUGUGAUUCAAGUACGCCAGUUUGUCGUAAGCUCUUCCACUGCCCACAUUGCAGAAAAAGUUAUCCUACCAUUUUAGAAUUCAAUACACACUUAACAGGUGUGCACCCAGCGCAAAAACCAUUCCGGUGUCAAAUUUGUUUAGAGCCAUUUCACAAAAAGUCACAUCUUCGCAGACAUUUAGAUUCAAGCCAUUCACGGAAAGAUGUAAACAAGUGUUCUGUCUGUUCUAAAUAUAUUAAAGAUAAAAGCAACUUACGAAAACAUAUGCAGGUUCAUACAGGGAGAGUGCCACAAAAGCAAUUUAAAUGUGACCUGUGUAACAAUAAGCGAUAUAUGUCACUAGACAGAUUAAAUAAUCACAAGGUAGUCUGUACAGGUGAAAAAGUAUUGAAAUAUUGCGAUAUGUGUACUAAAGUAUUUGACAAUUCAAGAUCAUUGAAUAGCCACAAGAAAGUACAUGCAAGGGAACUGAAAUGUGAAAACUGUGGUGAACAACUCAGGUCACUCGAGCAGUUUAAUAAUCACCAGUUGGUUUGUCUUACAAACACUUCUGAGGUGAGUGUAACAGCAUCAACAAGUAGUGGAGCAACUGUGAAUCCUUGCUGCACCCAGCCUGGGCUAUGUGAACAUGAUAAACCUGCCUAUUUGAAUAUACCAAGCUAUGCAGCUAAUAGAGUGUUAAAUGCAACACUAUCUUCUCUUAAAUCAGAUUUGAACUGACAACAUUUAUAACACUUUAUUCACAGCAUAUGUAGUUUCUUACAUAAAACUUGAUCUUUACAAAUUACCAAAUAGAUAAAUGAAUGGUUAUAAUUUUUCACAAUCAAAAAUUACACAAGACUGAUGCAAAUAUCCCGCCUCACAACUUGCUUUAUUAUUACCAUUUUAAUGUAGAUUGUAGAUAGUGAGUAAGUAAAAUAUUGAAAUUUAUGUAUGUCUGUAUUGUUUUCAUUAGGCCACACUACAAUAUAGAUGUGCACCGUUAUUCCAUAAAAUCAGCUUUACUAUUUAAUCAGAAAGAAUAUUUACAUUCUGUAAUUUAAUUAUUAUUUGAAUACUGUUAAAGCCUUGACUGAUUUAGACUACUAUUUAAUGUGCAGUAUUACAUUAAACAUUUUUAUUUUUCUAUUUUUAAUGUAAGAGCUAUAUUUUUUUAAUAAACUAGAAUAUGUUAAUAUAGUACCUUAUCUAAUAAUUUUAAAAAUAUAUAAAUGUCCCAGCUGACACUUUCUACUGCUCCAUUGUGGUUGUCUAAAUCAUCUGAAAAAUACAUGUCCUCAGUUAAUAAGACGUUUUUCUGUUACAAAUUUUAAAUAGUAUUUCUUGAAGGUGCAAUAAAAAUGCGGCUUAGCCAUUGUAUGAGAUGUUAAAUAUUUUUUGUUGGAUUUAAUCACACCUUUAUUGACAUUGCAAAACAUAUAUGUUUAUUAAUCAGUAAUUGAUGGCAAUGUUUCAAAAUAAAUUUGUGUAGAUAAAUGUACUUGGUCAAACCUAAUUUCUAUAAUUGAAAAGAAUCUUGCUAUUAAUUUUGUAAAACAAUUUAAUCAUUAUUUAUAUACUUUAUGUUAUAAAAAUUUUACUUUUAUAAACUGUUAUAUUAUAAGAUACAAACAAGACUUCAAUGUUGAGGCUCGUUUAUUUGUUGCUAUUUUAAUUAUUGUUUAAACACAUGCUUGUUCACUUAUUAUUGUAAGUAAUUUAAGUUUAUAUUAUAUUGGGAGUACAGUUAGAUAAGUUCAAUAUUUACUUUGGUAGAUUCUAAAUUUAUUUUCAAACUAUUAAUAUUUAUUGUAAAGCUUUGUAUAUUUUAAAACAAACUUUUACACAAAACAACAUGAACCUAAAUUUCAAGCAAUAUCACAGUUUCUGGGAAUAUGUUUGUUCAAUAAUACAUAUAGAUAUACUUUAUUUAACAUGAUAGAUCUGUUUUGUAUAAAUAUUAUUCAUUUAUACAUAUUCAUUAUAUUUAUUAUUAAUUCAUAAAAUAAUUGUAACAUAAUUGGUUAUAGCUUAAAAUUAACUCUGUUCAAAUACAUUUUGAAUGACUUUUCUAUGAAAAUAACAUUAUGUUAAAAAAUACUAGAAUCUUCCUAGGUACCCCCAGAAACCAAGUAAGUGAUAUUAAAUAUCCAAAUUUUCCUUUAGUUUAGUGGACUAAUUAUAGUUAAGAUUAGAAUGUAUAAUGCAUUAAAUAGGUACAAUAGUACAAAUAUGAAUGAAUAUUUGAGGUGUUUCUGCAGAAGAAUGGGUAAUGAUAAUUGGGGUGAUUUUACUUUAAUUUGUUCAAAAUUCUUUGUAUAGCAGGGCUAGAUUUUCUUUAAAAAUUACUAUUUAUUUAGGUGGAUAUUAAAUAUGAAAUUUUAAGUCAGUCCUGCUAUGAGGAAUAAGUUAAGACUUGAACAGGAAUUAAGGUAACAUUCACUGAAAAAUAGUACAUGUGAAAACUUUCACACAAUAGACCAAGCCUAAUUUUUCAUUAAUAUUUUCAAUAAUUAUAUAAUAAGUUUGUAAAAACUUUACAAACUUUAUGAAUUGUACGUUUUUAGCUACAUAGGUUUUAGGAAAAUAUGUGUUCAUAUUAUAUUAACUUUAGUUUUAACUAGUUGGAUCUAAGAUAUGUGUAUAUUUACUACUGGGUACUGAACCUCUUUAUUAAUUAUAUAUAAUCUCUAUAGAAUAUAUAUGUACUUUCAAAAGUUUACCAAUUUCUUUUUGUUCUGAAUACUGCACUGGGAAAAUUUUAUAUAAUUUAUCUUUUAAGUAUAUAUAUAAUUAAUAUUCACAUUAAAUUUUUACAUUAUUUAGAAAAUUGGUUUCCUACCCAGUGUAAUUUACACUAGAUAAACACACAGUGCAAUUUUUCCCUUAUAAAUAAUUCUAAUAUUCCACCGAUGUUAAGUUUUGCUUCCAGCCUUCUCAGUACCUCUUUUUUUUUUAAUUAAUCAUGGUUAUAAUGAGGGAGCAAUUUGUAACAACAAACUGCUACUGUUACCUUAAGAUAUUAGCUUUAUUUAGAGUUGUCAUUUGAAUACACAAACUGUACAUUACAUUUUAAUACAUAACAAUAAUAAAAAAAAUCUUUCCAUA
Pieris rapae (cabbage white) is the source of this 3579-nucleotide messenger RNA. RefSeq names its product zinc finger protein 62. Lineage: Eukaryota; Metazoa; Arthropoda; Insecta; Lepidoptera; Pieridae. The record is from RefSeq and is a predicted model, not a curated record. The transcript is spliced from 2 exons. Gene Ontology annotation, cellular component: nucleus. Gene Ontology annotation, biological process: regulation of transcription by RNA polymerase II. The coding region runs from base 70 to 1212 and encodes 380 amino acids. Gene Ontology annotation, molecular function: DNA-binding transcription factor activity, RNA polymerase II-specific; RNA polymerase II transcription regulatory region sequence-specific DNA binding.